Octopus bimaculoides (California two-spot octopus) is the source of this 3659-nucleotide messenger RNA. RefSeq lists its product as uncharacterized. The record is from RefSeq and is a predicted model, not a curated record. Lineage: Eukaryota; Metazoa; Mollusca; Cephalopoda; Octopoda; Octopodidae.
UUAUAGGCUUCAACCAUUUGAUUGCGUCCAUGCUGGAGCACUGUCUUAAAGGAUUUUAGUCAAAGAAAUCGAUCCCAGGACUUAUUCUUUGUAAGCCUAGUACUUCUUCUAUCGAUUAUUUUUGCUGAACCGCUACGGUUACGGGGACAUAAAUACACCAGCAUCGGUUUUGAAGCGAUGAUGGGAGGACCAACACAGACACACACACACACACACACACACACACACGCACACACGACGGGCUUCUUUCAGUUUCCGUCUACCGAUUCCACUUACAAGGCUUUGAUCGGCCCGAUGCUAUAGUAGAAGACACUUUCCCAAUGUGCCACGUUGUGGGACUGAACCCGGAACCAUGUGGUUGGGAAGCAAGCUUCUUACCACACAACCACGCCUGAGCCUUGGUGGAUGUGUACGGUAAGAGUAAUUCACUCAUUAUUUCUGCUGUUCGGACGACAAUAUUGCGUUCGGAAAAACGAAAACAAAAAAAAAACAUCUUGUUUGUAUCGUACAAUACACAUUUCGAUGCUUCUAAUAAAACAAAUACUAGUUUUUGUUUAUAUUUGUACACACGUGGUUGUUCAAUAAGUAAUUUAGCGUUUAAAUCGCAGGAUGAAUUUAUCAGCAGGCUGUUAAGCUUCAUCUCAGCAACAAUCUGGACCGUUUUUCCGGUUUCCAAUAUGGUGCUUACGUUGCGUGUCCCUAGUCAUGUGGUCGUCCUUGGUGAAAGAACGUCGUUACCCGUUGUACCUUUUUUUUUUCAGCUUUUACCAAGUUGCUUCAUAUACGGUCUCUGAGGAUCAUCUCCCCUGCUUAUCAGGAUCAAUUUCACAUGUUCCCUUGGCGUCUCAUUUACAAUGUAGAAAAAUUGCUCGUGCAGGGCUGUUAACCCAACGCCUACCACCCUUCUUCUCUCAAAAACCGGACCUGGACCCGGUUGUAGCUAUUCUUAUAUUCUUAUAACGGCAAUUCUUAUAUUGUGUACAAAGUACAAUUCUACAAUGUAAAGCCAUGUAAACAAUGCUUCUUAAUUUCACUACACCCACAUCUCACAACACACGAACACAUACAUACACAGGGACGUAAACACACAUAUACACGCACACACGUAUACAUAUAAAUCGAUAACAAUACCGUUGUGUCUUCUUAAUGUUUUGGAGACGGUUUUUAGAAAAAUUCUUUGACCAAUGACAAAGGUCACCUCAGUGCCAUGUCAUCAUCAGUUAUAUUAGGUUCUAUACAAUACGCCAAGUGGACAUGAAUUCACACACACACACACACACACACACACACACUGACAAACACACACAUAGUCACAAACUUACAACGACAUAUAAUAACAAUGCAAUAAAAUAAAACAACAACACAGCAAUAAAAAUAUUUAAAUAAAGUCUGUAAGCAUGAUGUGAAACCAGACCGUCAACUUCUGUCUCCUCGUCACAACUUACUAAUAAAAAGUUUGUGUGCAACGUUCGUCGAUUUACACUCGAAAUUGAUUGGGAAAAGUCGAGUCGCGAACCAUGAAGUUUGCUGUUACAAAAGCUGUUCUUUUCGUUUUUCUGAUUCCAAUUUUUGCAUUGACCGUAACAUGUCGUGUGUUGUCUUCCAGGGGACACGAUCUUGUUGAUUGGGAACAUUCACGGCUAGGGCCUCAAGAUGGCCUCACUGAAGACGCUUAUCGUCUUCGUCACCUUCCUUCACAGCCUGAUGUCCCCAAUGUUCCGUCAUCAUCUUCUUCUCUUUCUUCUCCUGUUAAUCACCGACGGCGUUAUCAUCGCCAGAACCUCGAUCACCACCAGGUGGAAUCCCCGGAGGAGACUGUCAAUGGAGAGUACGAAAACGUCCAACAAUGGGACGAAGAAGAUCCGCAGUGUCGUCACAAAGAACAAAUCCAUGCGCGAAACGGAAAACACGCCCGACAAAGUCACGGGAAAUCUAUUCGGCGACGACAGAGGGAACGCCACGAACAGCGAUCCGGGGAACGAAACCGGCGUCGACGCAUAGAGCGUCUUGGUCAACGACUUAGAGGUCAUCAGAGAGAAUUCUACAGGAAGCCGAUGAAAGGGCUCAACCAGCACCAACACCGGCGAGGAAGGUUCGAUGAGUAUCAUGGCUUAGAAAUCACUGGACAUCGAGAAGGAGAUUUCGACGAGCUGCAACGUCUAGGAGGCUCUCAGCAUCAAGAGGAAGAUUUUUACGACUUACAGGCCGCCCAACACCAAGAGGGGGAUUUUGACGAGCAGCCAGAUUUAAGGGCCACUCAGCACCGAGAAGAAGAUUAUGAUAAGCAGCAACGCUUCGAUGCCCCUCGAUACAGUGAGGGAGAGUUUUAUGACUUAGAUGCCGCUCAGCAUCAAGAAAGAGAUUUUGACAAGCAGCAAAACUUAGGGGCUACUCAGCACCAAGACGAAGAUUUUGACGAGAAGCAAGACUUAGGGGCUACUUAUCACCAAGAUGGGGAUUUUGACGAGCAGCAACACUUAGGGACUACUCAGCACCGAGACGAAGAUUUCGACGAGCAGCAAGACUUAGGGGCCACUUAUCACCAAGAUGAGGAUUUUGACGAGCAGCAACACUUAAGGGCCACUCAGCACCGAGACGAAGAUUUUGACGAGCAGCAAGAAUUAGGGACCACUUAUCACCAAGAUGGGGAUUUUGACGAGCAGCAACACUUAGGGAUCACUCAGCACCGAGACGAAGAUUUUGACGAGCAGCAGCCCUUAGGUACGCCUCGAUACCAUAACAGCGAGUUUUAUGACUUAGAGGCACCUCACCACCGCGAAGGAGAUUAUGACGAACAACACAACUUAGGGGUCACUCAGCAUCGAGAGGAAGAUUUUGAUGAACAGCGAGACUUAGGGGCCACACAGCACCGAUGGAGGGACCAUGAUGAACAGCAAGAUUUAUGGGCCACUGAACAAGAAAGAGAAUUUCACGAACAUCCAGAAUUAGGAACUGCUCAACACCAACAGGAAGAAUUCCACGAAGAAUUACUGACACAAGACUAUGAGCUGCCAGGAAGGAACGCUAAUAUGGAUGAAGAUGAAAGUCAAUAUAUUAGUGAUAUCAAUAAAGAAGCUAUGAUGCCUACAGGUGAGGGAGUCCCCAGACUCCACAACCAUCACCAACAUCGUAUUGACUAUGAUAAACAUCACCGUGUGACUGAGAGCUUGAAUCAUGUAAAUAUUGACUAGCAUAUACACAAGAUGCUGUGUCCUUGAAAGUAAUACAAAGGAUUAUUACAUUCUUCAAGUUACUAGUGGUUUCACCUAUUGUUUCAUUCAUUACCUGCCUAUAUCAUGAGUUAAAUCUGCAACUGAACGUCCGUCCAAUCUAUUUGUCAUAAUCGGCUGAAUCUAUCUUCAAAACACUUGUGUUGACAUCUGCUUGAAUCAACAUCUCUUGGUAUCUGUACAACACAUCAAGUUAAAUUUGACCGCUGAAUAUUUGCAGACUUCAACAUAUGAAACACUUUGCUUGAUAUACCUGACUAAAAUUCACCUGCUUGAUAUAUAUGUGUAUCAAGGUCUAUGGUGGUUAACAUCAGCCUUGGAGGAUCUUCAAAAGUCUUGGAAUAACACUAACUGUUUCCUUUCUUGUGUUCCUUUGCCCAAACCAUGAAAAGACAGCCUGGAUCUUUUUAUAUGUCUAAUAAAAUUGAC